This is a messenger RNA of Nilaparvata lugens (brown planthopper), 4406 nucleotides long. Its product is annotated as alpha-actinin, sarcomeric-like. Gene Ontology annotation, cellular component: cortical actin cytoskeleton; cell junction; cell projection. Bases 37 to 1470 code for a protein of 477 amino acids. NCBI's taxonomy places the organism in Eukaryota, Metazoa, Arthropoda, Insecta, Hemiptera, Delphacidae. Gene Ontology annotation, biological process: actin cytoskeleton organization; muscle cell development. Gene Ontology annotation, molecular function: actin filament binding; calcium ion binding. The record is from RefSeq and is a predicted model, not a curated record. The transcript has 8 exons.
GAUGGAUGAAUUUGAUGAAUUUAGGGCAAAGAGGAGAUGCUGCAGAGCGCUGACUUCAGGCAGUGCAAGCUGAAUGAGCUGAAGGCGCUGAAGAAGAAACACGAGGCGUUCGAGUCGGACCUUGCCGCACAUCAGGACAGAGUCGAACAGAUUGCCGCCAUUGCGCAGGAGUUGAACACCCUGGAAUACCACGACAGUAUCAGUGUGAACGCGCGUUGCCAGCGCAUCUGUGACCAGUGGGACAGACUGGGCAAUCUGACGCAGAAGCGACGUCAGGCGUUGGAUGACGCCGAGAAGAUUCUCGAGAAGAUCGACAUUCUGCAUCUCGAGUUCGCCAAGCGUGCUGCGCCAUUCAACAACUGGCUGGACGGUACCAAGGAGGACCUAGUGGACAUGUUCAUAGUGCACACAAUGGAGGAAAUCCUGGGUCUGCUGGAGGCACAGCGCUCCUUCAAGGUGACUUUGAGUGAGGCCGACAAGGAGUACAACAGCAUUGUCAAUCUGGUGCGAGAGGUCGAGACAACCGUGCAGAAGUACCAGAUCCCAGGUGGUCUAGAGAACCCGUACACUACGCUCACAGCUGAUGUGUUGACGAGGAAAUGGAGCGAAGUGCGCACCCUGGUGCCACAACGUGACAACAUCCUGCAGGCCGAGCUGAAGAAGCAGCAGAACAACGAGACGCUGCGUCAUCAGUUCGCGGACAAGGCCAACCAGGUCGGACCCUGGAUCGAGCGCCAGAUGGAUGCUGUCACUGCUAUUGGCAUGGGACUACAGGGAUCAUUGGAAGACCAGUUGCACAGAUUACGCGAGUAUGAACAGGGCGUAUACGCCUAUAAGCCUCACAUCGAGGAACUCGAGAAGAUUCACCAGGCUGUACAGGAGGGCAUGAUCUUCGAGAACAGAUACACGCAAUACACAAUGGAGACACUGCGCGUGGGCUGGGAACAACUGUUGACGUCGAUCAACCGCAACAUCAAUGAAGUCGAGAACCAGAUCUUGACGCGCGACUCCAAGGGAAUCACACAGGAACAGCUCAACGAGUUCCGCACAUCGUUCAACCACUUCGACAAGAACCGAACUGGAAGAUUGGCGCCAGACGAAUUCAAGUCGUGCCUGGUUAGCCUGGGUUACAGCAUCGGUAAGGACAGACAGGGCGAGAUCGACUUCCAGCGCAUUCUGGCGGUGGUUGACCCCAACAACACUGGCUUCGUCCACUUUGACGCCUUCCUCGACUUUAUGACGCGCGAGUCCACUGACACCGACACCGCUGAACAAGUCAUCGACUCGUUCCGCAUACUGGCUGCUGACAAGCCGUACAUCCUGCCUGACGAACUACGUCGUGAACUGCCUCCCGACCAGGCCGAGUACUGCAUUCAGAGGAUGCCUCCCUACAAGGGGCCCAACGCCACCCCGGGGGCACUCGACUACAUGUCAUUCUCCACCGCCCUCUACGGCGAGUCUGACCUCUAGAAACCAGCAAAAACCACCCUUUAACCUGUUACAAUUCAACCUAAUACCGUACUUCGAUUGCUUAUCCCGUUCUAAAAAUCAUCGCAAAACUGACAAGACAAACAAACUCAUUCAAGUCAUUUGUACAUUUUACUUUUUGUAGACUCUGUGGGUUUUUACAUCUGUACACUUGUACAUGUUGUACUCUGUACAUUUGUACAUUUCCACAUUUUACUUUUUGUAUCUUUUCUGUUUAGGGCUACUUGUAAUAUAAAUAGAGAUACAAAUCUCUGAGAUAUAUUUCACUUUUUGUACACUCUGAACAUUUGUACAUUAUUUGCACAUUGUAGUGUAUUUUCAUUCAUUCAUUUUUUGAUUCAAGUAAGAAAAUGAAUGAGAAUGAUGAAGGCAUAUUGUUACGAGUCGUCGGAAACAUCAAACAAACUCAUUUAAAACAAUAUGCUAUAUUUAAAAAGUUGGGAUAUUAUUUAUUCGUGUAUAAAUGACACUGAUGUAAUAACAUUGGUAGAUAAAAUACGAGGCAAUUCCUUUGUUAUUUUUUUCCAAAUAUAGGUUUGUACAAAUACACCAAAAUCUGAGUCCAAAAUGAUGAGUUCAGAAAGUAGGUUAGGGUAUGUUUCCUUCACUUGAAUGUUUCAAAUAGGCCUAAAUAGAUAGAUAUAAAAUCGGAAAUGUCAAAAAUAUUUUAAACGAAUAGAGGUUGAGAGAUAUAAAUUCCAAACUCUGGAGACGUUACCGUGAGACAAAGUAAGCGAACAUCGAGGUUACUUCACAACGAUGUAGUAGCACACUAGAGUGCUCUCAUCAACAAUGAACGAGGAGCUAAUAAAUGUAGAGCAAGAAUAGUAAGGAGUGUGAUAAUUGAGAUAUGAGCAAUAUUUAGCUGCAAAUUAUGUAGCUGGAUAAUCUAGCUGAAGUCCUGGUAGAGUGGAACGUGAAAGAAAAAAACUUCAAAGUGUUUUUGAUUUGAUUUCUCAUUCAGCUUUUUUAUUUCUAUCUUCUUUGUGUAUCAGUAACAAUUUAAUUAGAUUUCUCAAACCUUCAAUUAGUUUUUAAGAAACUAAUAAGUAUUAAGAAACUUAAGUGUAUCAGAAACAAUUAAAUUAGAUUUCUCAAACCUUCAAUUAGUUUCUAUUUUAGUUGAACUAAAACUAUUAUUUUAGUUCGAUUAGUUGAAUAAAAAUAAAUUAUGUUCUGUAUUUGUGAUGAUUUACAACGGGAUGUAGCAUUGAACGAGGUAUGAGUGAGACAUUUAUAUUUUAUUUAUUCUUCCAAAACUCUACUACUGCCUAGCCUAAUGUCAGUCUUGUAAAAACGUGGGCGGUUGUUCUAUCAAUGUACAAAAAAUACACAAAUACAAAACCCCAGUAAAAUAUUUAUACUAAUUAAUAAAUUAAAAUCGUAGGUUGCUCAAAACACCUAGCCUUGUCUUGUGCAUGCAUUAUCAUAGGGAAAUCACGUCAAGUUGGUUUUACUAGCGUAUAUAUUACAAACUGUAUUUAUCAUCAGAAUAUGUGUAUACAAUAAUUUUUGAAAAAAUAACAAAUUGUAACAAUAUUUAGUAUCUAAUGGAAGAAACAACCAAUGAAAAAAUAAACAUGUACUAUAAUGUGUGUAAUUGUAGAAUAAUUAUUUUUGAAAGUGAAAAGAAAUUUUGUAACCAUUAUUAUAAUAUAAUUAUAUUUAUAGAAAAUUAUAAAUAUAUUAUAUUUAUAGAAAAAUAACAAUAAGACACGUCAUUUUCUGGAAUCUCAGCUAAACUUUAUACUAGAUACUUCCAUAUACUUGACCAGUUUAUACACUUAUACUUCCAAUAGGUAUUUUCUAUUAUGAAAUAUAUAUUAUUUUUAGAACUUAUAAAAAUUCUGUUUUAAUAAUGGUAUAGUAGUCUACUUAACAAAAUUAUUUUUUCUUGAAAUAGUUUUUAAAGCAACUCUACUUUUUGUAACUUUUGAAAAAUGGAGUUGAUUUCAGAAUCGAUGAUAUUAUGUAGUGUUGUUUAUUAACAAUGCAAUAAUAGUUCUAGACUACAUCUGCAUGAAAAAAAGAUAAUAAUUUUAAUAAUAAGAUGAUUAUACAUUUUUAAUUAUUCAUUCUUUUCCGAAACUUAUACAUUUAUGCUGUGUGUGAAGUUGUUUUGUUUUAAUGUUAAUUUAUUUUAAAGUAUUUAUUUUUUAAGCAUUAAGAUGGUGCCUGCAAUUGAAAGGCCUUCUCUAGGCAGAAAAAUCCGAGGGCUUGAGUGGCUGGUUUAUGAUUAUGGAAAGGCCUACUAGAUUAUAAUCGGAGAAGGUUUGUGGAUUGAGAGUAAUGCCAGCCAAAUCGAAACCCAAAUCGAAAGGAACUUAAAACAUCGAGUUCCUUGUUUAAAUGAAUAGCUAGCCGAUAUAUCGAACCCAUCCUGAAUUAGGAUAAAUUUAUUUAUUAUAUAAAUAAUAUAUAUUUGUCUCUUCGAUGAUAAGACAUGAAUAUUUUCAUCAUUAUUGUAAACAAGUUCCUUUUCAAGUUUUUAACAUUUUACAGAAUUAUUGUCAACCAACUCACAAAAAAUUACUCAACCAUGUUUGUUCUCAAUUUUUUUGAGUUUCAUAAACCUUUAAUCUUAAAUGUGUGCUAUUUAAAAACAUUUUGAAAAUCUUAUAGUUACCUCAAACCUUCUAAGAAGACCAUCAAAAUCCCCGUAUCAAUACAGUUUCAAAAAAUAUUCUUGUUGAAUUCUCAUAAACAUGUAACCGAGUUGAAGCUAUUCAUAUUAUUGUGUGUAUUCAUCUGUAUUUGUGAUUAUUUCGUUUACAUAUUGGCUAAACUAUUUCAAUAGAAUUUUAAUCUGAUUUUUCUCCUACAUUAAUAUUGUAACAAUUUUUACAAUAUCUAGUCAUUGUGGUUUUGGUUAUGUACAGUAAUCAUCUAAAUGCAAAUAAAUGGAACUUGGUACAGUA